Messenger RNA from Vitis vinifera (wine grape), 1362 nucleotides. RefSeq names its product glucan endo-1,3-beta-glucosidase, basic isoform-like. Gene Ontology annotation, biological process: carbohydrate metabolic process. NCBI's taxonomy places the organism in Eukaryota, Viridiplantae, Streptophyta, Magnoliopsida, Vitales, Vitaceae. Gene Ontology annotation, molecular function: hydrolase activity, hydrolyzing O-glycosyl compounds. The transcript is spliced from 2 exons. Gene Ontology annotation, cellular component: plasma membrane; cell wall. The record is from RefSeq and is a predicted model, not a curated record. Bases 145 to 1182 code for a protein of 345 amino acids.
GUGCUUGACUUGCGAGGUGGAGACUAGCAUUAUCAUCACUUAAAAUUCUGGGUGCAUGCGUCCAUCCACUGUCUAUAAAAGGGAGCUAAAUCUCAGUGUUAAUGCAUACAACCUAGCUUCUUAUUUUUCUCUUUCUUCUCCAUCAUGGCUAUGUUUGAUUCCACUGUUAAAAGUUCUUCAAGAAUGGCCACACUGCUGCUUGUUUUUGGGCUGCUAAUGGCUAGCCUACACUUAACAGGUGCCCAAACGGGAGUGUGUUAUGGAAUGCAGGGUGACAACUUGCCACCGCCAGGAGAAGUUGUAGGUCUCUAUAACCAGUACAGCAUCCGAAGAAUGAGACUCUACGACCCUAACCAAGCUGCUCUCCAAGCCCUUAGAGGCUCCAACAUUGAGCUCAUGAUGGGUGUCCCAAAUGAUGCUCUUCAAAACAUUGCUUCCAGCCAAGGCAAUGCCAAUUCAUGGGUUCAAAACAAUAUUAAAAACUACGGUAAUGUCAGAUUCCGAUACGUUGCGGUUGGAAAUGAAGUAAGCCCUACGGGCUCCACUGCCCAAUUUGUUCUCCCUGCCAUGAGAAACAUUUUCAAUGCAAUUUCCGCAGCUGGCCUGGGGAACCAAAUUAAAGUUUCCACUGCCAUUGACACUGGGGUUCUGGGAACAUCCUACCCUCCAUCACAAGGCGCCUUCAAGCCAGAAGUCACGUCCUUUCUCAACUCCAUCAUCAACUUCCUGGUCAACAACCGUGCCCCACUGCUUGUUAACCUGUACCCUUACUUCAGUUACAUUGGUAACACCCGGGACAUUCGCCUAGAUUAUGCUCUUUUCACGGCUCCUGGAGUUGUGGUGCAAGAUGGACAGCUUGGUUACAGAAAUCUUUUUGAUGCCGUAUUGGAUGCUGUUUACUCGGCACUUGAGAAGGCUGGUGGCGGUUCUUUGCAGGUUGUUAUUUCAGAGAGUGGUUGGCCAUCAGCCGGUGGGACGGCAACCACAGUUGAUAACGCAAAGACUUACAACUCCAAUUUGAUUCAGCAUGUCAAGGGUGGGACUCCAAAGAAGCCUGGAGGGCCUAUCGAGACUUACGUGUUUGCCAUGUUUGAUGAGAACAGGAAAUCCCCAGAAUAUGAGAAACACUGGGGGCUCUUUUUACCAAACAAACAGGCUAAAUACCCAAUCAAUUUCAACUAAGAGCCUACAAAAUUACUAAGGAAUAAAGGCUCUUUUUUUUUUUUUCUUGUGUACUAGUUCUACAAUAAAUAAGGGUUUGUAGCCUCGUGGCAAAAUGAGAGGCAAAAAUGUUAUUUACUUUCUCUAAGACAAAAAACCCAUUUGGAGGCGGACAUAUCUAAUAAAAGAAGUUAUUAUCUA